UUUCAGCCCUAUCAGUGUUUGAACGUAGCGGGAUCAAAUAGUUCAAGUGAUAAUGUAUGCCCAGGGAUGUCGCAACGAACUAGUAGUUCGCAAGGCAUGUGUCCAAACGACACAUCACGUUGUUAAUUAGUGCUAAUCAAAUAACUUAUAAUGAAGCAUGUGAUUUUUAUUGUAUUUUUGUGCUUAGUGAGUGUAUUUGGCAGAGUCGCCGAAAUUGACCACGAAGAUGAUAUUUCUAAUUUAAUACUAGACGUUAAACCAGUUAAAGCCCCACAAAGUAUUACAAACAAUACGAUUGUAGUGAAACAAAGUAGUGAUAACACAGUCAACGGCAGUUUGAUUCAUGAAAACAUAAAUGAUACUAAGAAAACGUGCGGCACACGCAAAGAUAUAGCAGAUAACCUAUUAGAUGCAAACAAAACAAGUGCUACAAGUAAUAAUGAACCUUGUGAGCCUGAAGUUAGGAUUGAUAAUGGCACAGCACUCAUAUUGACUAAGUAUAUAAAAGAAGGACGGACAAGAGAAGGGAAAAGGGCUUCGCGGGUUGAUGCGAAGCACUUCUUGGGAUUCAAGAGCUACACUGGUUUCUUCACGGUGAACGAGACGUAUAACUCGAACCUCUUUUUCUGGUACUUCCCCGUGUUGAACAAGCCUGUGAACACCACGCCAUGGGUCGUUUGGCUGCAAGGAGGCCCGGGAGCGUCCAGUAUGACUGGCCUGUUUGACGAGAUUGGACCUUUCACAGUAGUGAAUGAGACUUUGAAACGAAACCCGUACACAUGGCUACACAAUCACUCGUUGCUGUUCAUCGACAACCCCGUCGGCACAGGCUACAGCUUCACCAACCACGUCGAUGGAUAUGCUAAGAAUAUGGCUACGUACGCCGAACACCUCUAUUCGACUCUGAAGCAGUUCCUGCAAAUAUUCCCUGAGCUGAGAACAGCACCGCUAUACUUGGCGGGAGAAUCGUACGCGGGCAAGUAUGUGCCGGCCAUGGCCAUGGAGAUACACAAGCAUAAGGAUACUCCAGGGGCUGAUAUUAAUUUAGAGGGUCUGAUAAUCGGCAACGCAUACGUGGACCCUGACAUGAUAUCCCACAUCGCGUGGCCGUUCUACUACUUCGGCUUGCUGGAGAAGGAGCAGAUACAAACAGUGAAGCCUUUGAUAGACUCCUUCCAGGAGCAGAUUAAGGCUAACAACAGUAUUGAAGCUAAAAACAAAUGGAACAGCCUCGUCACCGUACUACUCUUCAUCACGAACCAGAAGCACGCCUAUAAUUUCUUGAGGGACGACAUACCCGUUGGCAGAUAUACAAAUUUCCUGAAGUCUUCAGAAGUCAAGAAGGCCAUACAUGUUGGAGACAUUAAAUUUGCGUGGGUCAAUAUGACCGUCAACGCGUAUUUGGCUCCAGACUUCCUGAGUACGACCAAACCGAUGUUUGAAACGUUGCUAGAGCAUUACAAAGUUAUGGCAUAUUGCGGACAGCUAGACCAGAUGCUGCCCUGCGUGUUUACUUCUGAAAAUUAUCGCACGUGGAAGUGGAACGGUGCUGAAGAAUUCUUGAACGCCACCAGAUUCCCAUACAUCUUCAAUAACAAACUUGCAGGCUACCACAAGACCGGUGGUCAUCUCACAGAAGUAGUCCUCCGUGGUGCAGGCCACAUGGCCCCCUUAGACAAGCCCGCUCCCACGCAGAACUUAGUGGCCCGCUGGACACAAGGCUUGCCGCUCAGCAAACGAUUCGGCAUGUUUGAACGGUCCUUCAUACAGGAGAUUAUUAAGAACAGCUCUGCAAUACAUUACCUCUGAUUGUUUGAAUAAACGAAUUUAUUUAAA
This is a messenger RNA of Helicoverpa armigera (cotton bollworm), 1836 nucleotides long. Its product is annotated as venom serine carboxypeptidase. Gene Ontology annotation, biological process: proteolysis. Lineage: Eukaryota; Metazoa; Arthropoda; Insecta; Lepidoptera; Noctuidae. The record is from RefSeq and is a predicted model, not a curated record. The coding region runs from base 151 to 1809 and encodes 552 amino acids. The transcript has 8 exons. Gene Ontology annotation, molecular function: serine-type carboxypeptidase activity.